AUGAGGAAGGAUAACCAAAAAGCCACCCCCGAACCAAUCAAGCAGGCUACCAGAACUCCUGUUUCCCAAGGAGGAACGAGCAAUGCUAACCAAAGGCAAAAGGAAGUGGCAAAUCCACCUACCAAAGCUGCCUCCCCUACUGCCACCCUUAAACAAGCUAAGCAUAAUGGAUCCAAGUCCACUCCGGAAACAAGCAAGAAAGGGAGUAGUAAAUGGCCUUCAUUGGAUGCUAACACAAGUCAUCAACCAAAAAUGAAGAAGAUGACUACGGGGAAUGAUGAAAGAGUGUUCCCCAAGGAAAUACCUAAGAUUCCAGGUGGUGAGAUUGGGAAGCCGAGGAAAAUCGAAUUUGGACCUCGACAGGAAGGGAGGAGGCCAUUGCCAGAGAAUGCUAAUGCCCUAGGGGAUACUGUCACCAGCAGUGUGCCAGGGGAGCAGGGGACGGCAAUGACCGUCAACCAAAGAUAA
Messenger RNA from Linum trigynum, 468 nucleotides. NCBI's taxonomy places the organism in Eukaryota, Viridiplantae, Streptophyta, Magnoliopsida, Malpighiales, Linaceae. The record is from the annotation of a GenBank genome assembly.